Molecule: messenger RNA, 631 nt
Organism: Camellia sinensis
Lineage: Eukaryota; Viridiplantae; Streptophyta; Magnoliopsida; Ericales; Theaceae
Product: putative protein phosphatase 2C 51
Biological process (GO): protein dephosphorylation
Molecular function (GO): protein serine/threonine phosphatase activity
Source: RefSeq, a predicted model, not a curated record
CCUUUUCCCUUUCUCUUUCCAAAUCCCUCCCCAAAUCCUCCAACCAAACACAGCGUAAAGGUGCAUCUUGCUUCAAAGGAAUUAACAAGAGAUCAUAAUCUACACACAAAAGAUGUGAGAGCCAGGGUUGAAGCAGCUGGUGGUGAUAUCACUGAGUGGGAUCCACCUCUAAUCAAUGGUCAUUUUCCUAUGACACCUGCUAUUGGCGAUGCUCCUUUAAAGAUGUAUUUGGUGGUUGCAUCGGAUGGCAUAUUUCAAAGUCUGGAGCCAAAGGAUGUCUGUGAUCUCUUACAAGAUGCACAUUUCCAAGGCAACAAGAAGUCGAAGCAAAAAUCCUCUUGUUUGUUGUUGUCCUCACUGGCAGACUGCAUCGUCCACAACGCAUUUGAGAAAGGCAGCACUGAUAAUUUGUUUGCUGUUGUAGUUCCACUAAUGUCAGUUGGUUUUAACACAAGAACCCUUGUAGGUAAGGAAGUGAGUGGAGUAACAUUGAUUCUUCUGCUUUAGCACCUUGAUUGCUUUGUUUACACUUUUCUUUUCUGUAAUUAGGGAUGAACAUGAGUUAGAUAACUUUGUAAAUAUGUUUUCUAGUCAGAUAAGCAGCACAUAUAGAUUCUAGUUCAAUUUGGUC